Messenger RNA from Penicillium oxalicum, 744 nucleotides. RefSeq names its product BTB/POZ domain-containing protein. Gene Ontology annotation, molecular function: protein binding. The transcript is spliced from 2 exons. Lineage: Eukaryota; Fungi; Ascomycota; Eurotiomycetes; Eurotiales; Aspergillaceae. The record is from RefSeq and is a predicted model, not a curated record. The coding region runs from base 1 to 744 and encodes 247 amino acids.
AUGACUUCUCUUGAUAAUGUCAAGUCUGAUGAGUUCUUGAACUCUGUACUACCCCUAUUCUACGGACCAACAGUCGAGAUUCAAAUCACAUCAAGUGGACGACCUUUCAGAGUUUCCAAGGACUUGCUGGCACAGCAUUCAUCAUACUUUGCAUCCAUGUUUAAUGGUAAAUUCUUGGAGCGCCAAACUCAAGUGGCUGUACUGGAGAAGAUUGAGGGGGUCGUCUCUGAAGCAAGUCUUGCGGCGUUACUCCAAUGGAUCUACACCAAGAGAAUCAACUUGACUGUGACCGACUUCAACCCGAUUUCUGAGUCUGCCUCGUUUAUUUCAGCCGCGCUUGAAUUCGCGAGAUUUGCCGACAUGUGUGGCGUGACGGGAAUGGAGUCUGAGAUGGCACAUGCCGUGGAAAGGAGCAUCAAGAAUUAUCGAGUCGAUCAUGCGAUAGGGGUUCGAGACAAGAAGCCUAUUACGUAUGAGCAUAUGACUUCUUCGGAGCACCUUCCUCCGGGACAUCCUAUGCGCAGAGCGCUGGCAAAGGUGUUUGUGGCUGGUUUCAUUUGCUCGGAGAGUUCUACAGCCGCUCACCGCAUGAAAUUCUUUCCAAAUCUAGCCGCUGAUGUUCUUCAAGAGAUGGUGGAAGCACUGCACGUCCGUCAUCACAAAUAUCAUGACAUCAACCGCCCUCGAAAACGGUUUAAAAUCUCAUUUAUUGAUCCCAGCACAGAGAAGGAGAUUGUUCUUUGA